Molecule: messenger RNA, 801 nt
Organism: Vitis vinifera (wine grape)
Lineage: Eukaryota; Viridiplantae; Streptophyta; Magnoliopsida; Vitales; Vitaceae
Exons: 2
Coding region: 1-801 (266 amino acids)
Source: RefSeq, a predicted model, not a curated record
AUGGAGACUUUCAGACAACAGCCGGAGCUUAGAGAUUCAUUCCACCUACUGCAGAGAUACCAUUUGGAGCACCUGAUGAAUCCUAGGGACUUCUUCUAUUCCAGAGUAGCAUUAGACUUCUAUCAGUCUAUGACUACUCGUAACGUCCGGAAUCCUAAUGUUAUCUACUUCACUAUUGAUGGACGCCAUGCCUAUGUUGCACCUCCAGGAGCCCCAGAUAUGCCAACACCUCCAGAGCCAUCACAAGACGAGCAGCCACCACAGGCACAGCAGGCUGAGAUACCUACAGAGAUCAUACCACCUACCCUUGCAGCACCUUCUAUAGUGCCCAUGCCUAAGGCUACAUCUUCUGCUCCUCCUACCACUUCUAAAGCUCCACCAGUUGUACCAACUACAUCAGCACCUCUUCCAUCUGAGUCCUCUAUCACCAUAUCCACUUCAAAGUUUAGAGGCCUAUGUCAUACAUUGCAGACAUUGAGCACCACUCAAGGUGCUCUAUUCCAGCAGAUGGUAGUCAUACGUGCACAUCAGGAUCUGCUUAUUGCCAUGCAAACCCAGCAUACUGCCAUCCUUAGUCAAAUACAACAACAUUUGGGUAUUCUGCCACCAACUGAACAAGCUAUUCCAUCUGAGGAGGCUACUCCAGCUGAGCAGGCUAUUCCAUCUGAGGAGGCUACUCCAGUAGAGCAGACUAUGCCUCAUGAGGAGACUACUACAGUAGAGGUCGAGACUCCUAUCCAGAGCACUCAGGAGACCACAGUAGAGCCAUCAUCUCCACAUGAUCCUCCCACCACUACCUGA